This is a messenger RNA of Elephantulus edwardii (Cape elephant shrew), 3988 nucleotides long. It is a transcript of the gene DCTN1, whose product is annotated as dynactin 1. Gene Ontology annotation, cellular component: kinetochore; axon; spindle pole. The record is from RefSeq and is a predicted model, not a curated record. The coding region runs from base 93 to 3938 and encodes 1281 amino acids. Gene Ontology annotation, biological process: nuclear migration; establishment of mitotic spindle orientation. NCBI's taxonomy places the organism in Eukaryota, Metazoa, Chordata, Mammalia, Macroscelidea, Macroscelididae. The transcript is spliced from 32 exons.
GUGACGACCGGGCGCCCUGACCCUCCCGCCCGCUCUCUGCCUUUUCUCUGUGUCCCUGCCCUGGGGGAGGGGGUGGACGCCAGGUGAGCGACAUGGCCCAGAGCAAGCGGCACGUGUACAGCCGGACGCCCAGUGGCAGCAGGAUGAGCGCAGAGGCCAGCGGCCGGCCCCUGCGGGUGGGCUCGCGUGUGGAGGUGAUCGGGAAAGGCCACCGUGGCACCGUGGCCUAUGUGGGCGCCACACUCUUCGCCACUGGGAAAUGGGUGGGCGUGAUCCUGGAUGAAGCCAAAGGCAAGAACGAUGGCACUGUGCAGGGCAGGAAAUACUUCACGUGUGAGGAAGGCCACGGCAUCUUUGUGCGCCAGUCCCAGAUACAAGUAUUUGAAGAUGGAGCAGACACUACUUCUCCAGAGACCCCUGACUCUUCCGCAUCAAAGGUCCUCAAAAGAGAGGGAACUGAUGCAGCUGCGAAGGCCAGCAAACUGCGGGGGAUGAAGGCUAAGAAGGCGCCGACAGCCCGAAAGACCACCACUCGGCGGCCCAAGCCCACCCGCCCGGCCAGCAGCACCGGGGUGGCAGGGGCCAGCAGCUCCCUGGGCCCCUCUGGCUCAGCAUCUGGAGGUGAGCUGAGCAGCAGUGAGCCCAGCACCCCAGCGCAGACACCGCUGGCGGCACCCCUCAUCCCCACGCCAGCCCUGACCUCUCCUGGAGCAGCACCCCCGCUACCUUCCCCUUCCAAGGAGGAGGAGGGACUGCGGGCCCAGGUGCGGGACCUGGAGGAGAAGCUGGAGACCCUGCGCCUUAAGCGGGGGGAAGACAAGGCCAAGCUCAAGGAGCUGGAGAAGCACAAGAUCCAGCUGGAGCAGGUGCAGGAAUGGAAGAGCAAGAUGCAGGAGCAGCAGGCCGAGCUGCAGCGGCGGCUCAAGGAAGCGCCACAGGAAGCCAAGGAGGCGCUGGAGGCCAAGGAGCGCUACAUGGAGGAGAUGGCGGACACCGCGGACGCCAUCGAGAUGGCCACACUGGACAAGGAGAUGGCCGAGGAACGGGCCGAGUCCUUACAGCAGGAGGUGGAGGCGCUGAAGGAGCGCGUGGACGAGCUCACCACUGACCUGGAGAUCCUCAAGGCUGAGAUCGAGGAGAAGGGCUCCGACGGCGCCGCAUCCAGCUACCAGCUCAAGCAGCUUGAGGAGCAGAACGCACGCCUGAAGGACGCCCUUGUGAGGAUGCGUGACCUGUCCUCCUCGGAGAAGCAGGAGCACGUGAAGCUCCAGAAGCUCAUGGAGAAGAAGAACCAGGAGCUGGAGGUGGUGAGGCAGCAGCGGGAGCGGCUGCAGGAGGAGCUGGGCCAGGCGGAGAGCACCAUCGACGAGCUCAAGGAGCAGGUGGAUGCCGCUCUGGGUGCCGAGGAGAUGGUGGAGAUGCUGACUGACCGGAACCUGAACCUGGAGGAGAAAGUGCGGGAGCUGAGGGAGACGGUGGGGGACUUGGAGGCGAUGAACGAAAUGAAUGAUGAGCUGCAGGAAAACGCACGCGAGACGGAGCUGGAGCUGCGGGAGCAGCUGGACAUGGCGGGUGCCCGCGUGCGCGAGGCCCAGAAGCGCGUGGAGGCGGCCCAGGAGACGGUGGCUGACUACCAGCAGACCAUCAAGAAGUACCGGCAGCUCACGGCCCACCUGCAGGAGGUGAACCGGGAGUUGACGAACCAGCAGGAGGCGUCUGUGGAAAGGCAGCAGCAGCCGCCCCCGGAGACCUUUGACUUCAAGAUCAAGUUCGCUGAGACCAAGGCCCACGCUAAGGCCAUUGAGAUGGAACUGAGGCAGAUGGAGGUAGCCCAGGCGAACCGGCACACGUCCCUGCUGACCACCUUCAUGCCCGACAGCUUCCUCCGGCCGGGUGGGGACCACGACUGUGUCCUGGUGCUGCUGCUCGUGCCUCGUCUCAUGUGCAAGGCGGAGUUGAUCCAGAAACAGGCCCAGGAGAAAUUUGAACUCAGUGAAAACUGUUCCGAGCGGCCCGGGCUUCGAGGGGCUGCCGGGGAGCAGCUGAGCUUUGCUGCAGGCCUGGUGUACUCACUGAGCCUGCUGCAGGCCACGCUCCACCGCUACGAGCAUGCCCUCGCUCAGUGUGGUGUGGACGUGUAUAAGAAGGUGGGCAGCCUGUACCCUGAGAUGAGUGCCCACGAGCGCUCCUUGGACUUCCUCAUUGAGCUCUUGCAUAAGGACCAGCUGGACGAGACUGUCAACGUGGAACCUCUGACCAAGGCCAUCAAGUACUACCAGCACCUGUACAGCAUCCACCUUGCUGAGCAGUCCGAGGACUGUACCAUGCAGCUGGCCGACCACAUUAAGUUCACCCAGAGUGCCCUGGACUGCAUGAGCGUGGAGGUGGGACGGCUGCGUGCCUUUCUGCAGGGUGGGCAGGAGGCAUCCGACAUGGCCCUCCUUCUCCGAGACCUGGAGACCUCAUGCAGCGACAUCCGACAGUUCUGUAAGAAGAUCCGAAGACGGAUGCCGGGGACUGAUGCUCCCGGGAUCCCCACUGCGCUGGCCUUUGGAGCGCAGGUAUCCGACACACUCCUGGACGGCAGGAAGCACUUGACAUGGGUGGUGGCUGUGCUGCAGGAGGUGGCUGCCGCCGCUGCCCAGCUCAUCGCCCCGCUGGCUGAGAACGAGGGGCUGCCAGUUGCAGCGCUCGAGGAGCUGGCAUUCAAAGCAAAUGAGCAGAUCUAUGGGACCCCGUCCAGCAGCCCCUAUGAGUGCCUGCGACAGUCAUGCACUAUUCUCAUCAGCACCAUGAACAAGCUGGCCACAGCCAUGCAGGAGGGAGAGUAUGACGCAGAGCGGCCCCCCGGCAAGCCGCCCCCGGUGGAGCUGCGGGCUGCGGCGCUCCGGGCUGAGAUCACCGAUGCCGAAGGGCUGGGCUUGAAGUUGGAAGAUCGAGAGACGGUUAUAAAGGAGCUGAAGAAGUCCCUCAAGAUCAAGGGAGAAGAACUGAGCGAGGCCAACGUGCGGCUCAGCCUUCUGGAGAAGAAGCUGGACAGCGCGGCCAAGGACGCCGACGAGCGGACCGAGAAGGUGCAGACGCGGCUGGACGAAACGCAGGCGCUUCUGCGCAAGAAGGAGAAAGAGUUUGAGGAGACAAUGGACGCGCUCCAGGCCGACAUCGACCAGCUGGAGGCCGAGAAGGCAGAGCUGAAACAGCGCCUCAGCAACCAGUCCAAGCGCACCAUCGAGGGGCUCCGGGGACCCCCGCCCUCGGGCAUCGCCACGCUCGUGUCCGGCAUCGCAGGGGAGGAACAGCAGCGAGGAGCUCCUGGGCAGGCUCCGGGGGCUGCGCCGGGCCCAGGGCUGGUCAAGGACUCGCCCCUGCUGCUGCAGCAGAUCUCCGCCCUGAGGCUGCACCUCUCCCAGCUCCAGCGUGAGAACAGCCUUCUCAAGGGAGCCCAGAUGAAGGCCUCCUUGGCAGCCCUGCCCCCCCUGCACGUGGCCAAGGUGUCCAUCCCACCCCACGAGGGCCCUGGUGGUGAUGUCGCAGCAGGAGCACUGUACCGCAAGACCAGCCAACUGCUGGACGCACUUAACCAGCUGAGCACGCGUCCCCACGUAGUGGACAUCACUCGCUCCAGCCCUGUGGCCAAGAGCCCGUCUGCCCAGCUCCUCGAGCAGGUGGCCCAGCUCAAGUCCCUGAGUGACACCAUUGAGAAGCUCAAGGAUGAAGUCUUCAAAGAGACAGUGUCUCAGCGUCCUGGAGCCACGGUCCCCACAGACUUUGCCACCUUCCCGUCCUCAGCCUUCCUCAGGGCCAAGGAGGAACAGCAGGAGGACACGGUCUACGUGGGGAAAGUGACCUUCUCGUGUGCGGCCGGCCUCGGACAGCGACAUCGGCUGGUGCUGACCCAGGAGCAGCUGCAGCGGCUGCAUGGCCGCCUCAUCUCCUGAGCACCCGCCUCUGCUGUCCCCGUGUCCCCCAUCCGAGCGCUCUUACCGCU